CACGACAAAGGAGCACAAUCUACGCAACUUCACAGACGACGCCCAUCACUCUCGCGCCCUGCGUCACUCUCCCCCUCGUGUCCUCAACGCGCCGCCGCCUCCCAAUUCGCCAGUCCUCUCCCACCCGCCACCCCCACCGACGUCCGUAGCUCCCACCAGACCACAAGCCCAAGCCGGUCAUCUUCAUCCUGCCGGCGGUUACCUCUACCAGUCCGCGGCGUCGCGCCGGCGCGUCCGGGGCGCGACAAGGCCCUAGCAAGACGAGAUCGCCACCGAGCUUCGCCACCGCGACUCCUCCUCCUCCGUCUCGACGUUUUCCUUCCUCUGGGUUUCCUCCAUCGCGUGAGAAAGGCGUCGUCGGAUUACGGGUACCCCAUCUCUUACCCGCGCCUCCUUUUUCCGUUCCUCGCUCCCCUUCGUCAGCGGUUCUUGGUGCGACGCCACUAGCGGUGUUCCCAUCACCGAAGGAUACCAUACGCGAACCAUCAUUCCCGCCCACCGACUCUCCGACAUCCUUGUCCGUGGGCCACCCUUUUUGUCCAAUCCUCGGGCGUCCUUCCAUUGGAGGAAUAGCUGUUAGUUCGAAGAGAUGAGUCUUGUGACAGAUUCACCAGUGCAUUCAUCUAGCAGUGAUGACUUUGCAUCCUACCUCGACUCGAAGUUAGCUUCUGGUUCUUCUGGUUCAUCGGCCGACGACGAAUCUGACGACGAGAGCGAUCAUGAAAGUGAAAGGAUAAAGAGGCGCAAGGUGGAGAGCCUGGAAAUUUUAGAGGAACCUGAGGGGUCAACUUCGCGCGAAUAUUCAGAACAAAUAGUAGAAACAACCAUUAAGCAGGAUUCCUGUUCACAUCCUGGCUUUUUUGGGGGAAUGUGCAUGCGUUGUGGGAAACGUGUUGAAGAAGAAUCGGGUGUAACAUUUGGCUAUAUACAUAAGGGUUUAAGGCUUGCUAAUGAUGAGAUUGCUCGGUUGCGAAAGACAGACAUGAAAAAUUUGCUACGUUACAAAAAGCUUUACUUGAUCCUUGACUUAGAUCAUACAUUGCUCAAUUCAACUUCGCUUGCGCAUAUUACUACUGAAGAGGAACACCUGAGAGGCAAAGUAGAUUCUUGGCAAGACGUCUCUAAAGGCAGCCUCUUCGUGUUGGAGCAUAUGCACACAAUGACCAAGUUGAGACCCUUUGUGCGGACCUUCUUAAAGGAAGCUAGUGAAAUGUUUGAGAUGUACAUAUACACAAUGGGUGAUCGAUCUUACGCCCAGGAAAUGGCUAAGCUACUUGACCCAACAAGAGAGUACUUCCAUGAAAGAGUGAUCUCCCGAGAUGAUGGUACCCAACGACACCAAAAAGGCCUUGAUGUGGUGCUGGGCCAUGAAAGUUAUGUACUGAUAUUAGAUGAUACAGAACAGGCAUGGACAAAGCACAAGGAAAAUUUGAUACUGAUGGAAAGGUACCAUUACUUUGCUUCAAGCUGUCAACAAUUUGGAUUCUCAUGUAGAUCUCUGUCUGAGAUGGAGACGGAUGAAAGCGAGUGUGAUGGAGCUCUUGCCACUGUUAUUGGAGUUCUCAAACGGAUCCAUACCAUAUUUUUUCAUGAACUUGAGGACGAGCUCGCUGGAAGAGAUGUUAGACAGGUUUUGAAGACGCUUCGCAAGGAAGUCCUCGAAGGCUGUAAGAUCGUCUUCAGCCGUGUGUUUCCAACCAACUUCCCUGCUAGCCACCACCAGCUGUGGAAGAUGGCGGAGCAGUUGGGAGCCACGUGCACAGUGGACCUCGACGAUUCAGUAACCCAUGUGGUUGCGAUGGAUGCUGGGACAGAGAAGUCGCGUUGGGCGGUCAAGGAAAAGAAGUUGCUGGUUCAUCCACGGUGGAUCGAAGCUUCAUACUAUUUCUGGAAGAGGCAAAAAGAGGAGAGCUUCUCGGUCGAACAAAAAACCAGUAGUUAGUAUUCAUCGGUUCCAGGAUAUGAGUAGAAAGUAACUUGAUAGUCAGAUUUAUGUAGUGACUUGACAAAUUACGUAGCUGGUUUUAUUCCCUGGUGCAUGUGAAGUCUCUACGAGUUUUGCUUGCUGGCUCCUUGUGGCUGAAGAAUUGCUUAAGGAGAACUUUGGCUCAGGAUUUGGACAGUCUUCCUGUGUCUGGAAUGGCCAUGGAAAACUGAUGUG
Molecule: messenger RNA, 2161 nt
Organism: Rhodamnia argentea
Lineage: Eukaryota; Viridiplantae; Streptophyta; Magnoliopsida; Myrtales; Myrtaceae
Product: RNA polymerase II C-terminal domain phosphatase-like 4
Exons: 9
Coding region: 590-1942 (450 amino acids)
Cellular component (GO): nucleus
Molecular function (GO): RNA polymerase II CTD heptapeptide repeat phosphatase activity
Source: RefSeq, a predicted model, not a curated record